AUGCUACGGAAGGCGAUGUGGUUCUGGCCUCGGAUCACCCUCGUCGACGGUACCUACGAUCGAAGCGCCGCGGUGGGCAACCCAAGGCGCGAAGCGCGAAACGACGACGAGGACGAGGUGGAAGAUCCGCCUAUUGCUCGCGGGCGUGCGGAGGCGCCGUCACCUUUCUCCUCACCGCAGCGCAAAAAGAAGAUCCUGCCGACGCCCUCGCCCUCCAUCGAGCGGUCCCCUUCACCCGCUCCCUCCGCCGCCUCUACCUCUCGCUCCCGCUCCGCGUCGCCCGACCGCGCCUCGUCUCGCGCGGCCUCUCCUGAGCCCGCAAACCCCGACUCUGACGCUGAAGACGACCAAGCCGAUGCCGGCGCCGACGCAGCCGCCUCUCCCUCCGCCAACUCCUCCAUCUGGUCAUCAAUCUCCCACCGCGCCUCACUCCUAGCCCGCGCCGAGUCCCGCCUCCCCCCACUCCGCACAACCGUCUCACGCCUCGAAUCGGAGCUCGAAGAAGCGCGGCUGAAGUUGCAGAAGCAGGAGGGGAUUGUGGAGCGCAGGAAGGGGAGGAUGAGGAGGGAGAUGAGGAGGGCGUUGGGGGCUGAGAAGGGGGUGGAGAAGGUCCGGAAGGGGAAGAAGGAAAAGGAGAGAAAGAAGCGGCGCAAGGGCAAGAAGCGUGCGAGUCCGGAGCUGUAG
Rhodotorula toruloides NP11 is the source of this 684-nucleotide messenger RNA. RefSeq lists its product as uncharacterized. The record is from RefSeq and is a predicted model, not a curated record. Bases 1 to 684 code for a protein of 227 amino acids. Lineage: Eukaryota; Fungi; Basidiomycota; Microbotryomycetes; Sporidiobolales; Sporidiobolaceae. The transcript is spliced from 5 exons.